AAAGAGCUGGCUGAGGUGCAGACAGAGAAUCAUCAGAGACUGAAAGAAAGAGAAGGAGAGCUGAAAGAGAUGAAGAAGAUGCUGGAGGCAACGAAGGUAAGGGCUUAGGACACACACACACACCACAACACACCAGUGUGUGUGUGUGUGUGUGUGUGUGUGUGUGUGUGUGUGCGUUUGUGUUCCUCAAUGAGUACCUUUCUAUGCACCUCCAUACAGUACCUGUGUGUGUAUGUGUGUAUACCUGCGUUUGUGUCCCCAGCGCUCAGCAGACAGGGUACAUGGUGACACAGAAAUGGUGCUGUCGGAGCUCCAGCGCUCGGUGGAGAGGCUCCAGGAGCUGGUGGAGGGUGUGAUGAACCAGGCUGGGCAGGAGAAAGUAAGCGAGGCCCAGGACGUGGUGGACAAGCUGGAGGCCGAGAUCUCUGAGCUGAAGAGGAGAGACAAGGACAUGAAGGAGGUGUUCCGCUGUGAAGACAACAUCCACUUCCUAGAGGUAGGACGCUUUUCUGUUUCUGUGACCCUUUUAUGAAUUUUUGAUCCAAUUUGGCUGCAUGCAGCUGGUUGAUGGCCGUAUUGGAAAUGGCUGGGAUGGGCCAAUAGUUAAUAAACAGCCCUAGUCAUGCUUUUAUCACAAAAGGGAUCAUUUCUUAAAUGACUCCUCUCCUCUCCUCUCCUCUUUCUGAUUUCCUUUCUCCAUCUCUGCCCUCUUCCACCCCCAUCCUCCUCUCCUCCUCCUCCUCCUCCUGUGCCCCCCCACCCUCCCUCCAGACCUGUGAGUCUCUGUGCAGCCCGUUUGAGUGUAAUGAUCUGCCGUGUGUGGUGGCCAAUCCAGAGGCUACGUUUGAGCCUGUACGUGAAGCCAUCCUGAACCUACGGGAGAGGGUGGAGGACAUGUGCAACGUGGAACUGGGCAAGAUCACCAAGACAGGUGUGUCAGAGUGGAGGACAUGCAUGCUAUACACACACGCAUACACACUAUACACACACUAUACACACACACACACACACAUACUAUACAAACACACACUAUACACACACACACACAUACUAUACACACAUAACACACAAACUAUACACACACACACAGAAAAGGCACUACUAGCAGAGAUCACCAUUACCUCGUUCACUAUAAACAUCGUUAUAAAGACAGAGUAUUUUUUCCGCACUAUGUUAUAGACUGAUAUCAGUGGACCAGUACAAUGUCAAUGUGUUAAUAAAAUGUUAUUUCUCAUCCUUCUCUUCAGUGAAUGAUACAACACUGUUCACCUUAGGAGACAAAGGCGAGUUCUAGUCCAGAGGAUGUCUCUAGCUCUGGUCCAGGGUGUUACGUGUGGCCUGUUGAAGAAGUUGAACUUCCUCUUCUUGAAGAAGGCUCAGCAUAAGCAAGCCUGCUCGUAAUGCCCUGGACCAGAGCAAGAAGCCAUCGAUUACCAAUAAACAUUUAAAUCGGCGAUUGACAGACUGUACUUACUCACUGCACUGUUUUUCCCCAUCAUAGCCAAAAAAAAUGGCGGACAGAAGACGGGAGGGUUUAUGAGUUGUGAGUAGUUUUCUCCGUUCUUUAUGGGUAGCAUGACUUGGUCUUUCAUAAUUCAGUGAGAUUGUGAAUUAAUCUGAAUUGGAUAUUUCAGUGAACAGCAAAUAAUGUGUCGAAAGGCAAUAUUUCAUUUCCGCAGUGGAGAUGCUUUAUACUCAGUGUCUGUUCCUUUUACUGCUGGUCUAUGACUUGUGUAGUUGAGUGCUUGGUCGUCAUCAUUCAUUGUGCAGUUUGGAUAUGAAAUACAUAACCUGGAAUAAUUAUGUAUUUUUCCUGAUGAAGGCCACUGAUGAAGGCCAAAACGUCAAGCUUUUAAUAAUUGUUUAAAUAGAACAAUAUGUUUUUAGCGGUGAGCGAGCGUUGCGAAUUUUCCUUUUCAAUGACUAUUCCAUUAUUCCACAGUGUUUUCUGGUCUGGGAUCCAAAACAACAACAACAAACAGCCGUCCUGCAGGUAUGUACUCUAGCCACUGUUUCCUGUAUCGGUUGUAACAUGUGGUUUGUGAUAGGUCAUUGAAUGACACAUAAUGAUGUGUAUGUUCGUCGUUGUGUUUCAGCUCCCACACCGACUGUCUCCGUGGCGGUUCGAGGUCCUAACUCACGUGGUAGGUUGAUGUCAUGUGGCUAGUUUCAUCCCAAAUCUCACUAUGAGGAUCAGGAUCAAACAUUACAUCAUGACAUAUUGUCUUCUAACUAUUCUAGCUUUAAUCAUGUCUCCUGUAGGUGUAGGCCUGCUCUCUCAGGAUGUUAGGAGCAGAGAUGAACCACGAGGUGAGACGUCUGUGUGUGUGUUUGCGUGUGUGUGUGUGUUUGCAUGCGUGCAAGGGGUUUAAACUCUCUUCUAUCUCUUUCCUUUAGCUGACAGAGACCGGCCGAGGAGAGAGGAGAGAGAACCAGGUAGCACACACACACACACACAGAGAAAAGCCCAGAUUUUCUUUGUGAACUGUCGUCACAUAACUGGUUCCACAGGUUGGCCUGCCUCACAAGGGGAACAUUUCCUUAUCAUCUGUGUAUGGUCCUCCUUCCUUCUCCUCCAUCAGUACUGUGUCAAAUCAUGAACCUCUUAAGAAUAACUGCAGAUAUCAAUUCCAUGAAUGUAUCACCUGACCACCUCCCUAGGUGGGCAUGACCAAUACUACAAAUCCAGUCAUCAUUAGAGUGUAUGAAACCUAUUCAACCGCCUCUCUUUUCCACUCAUUCUCUAUGCAAUCAUAAAGGCGUCCGCAUACAUACAGUGAGGGAAAAAAGUAUUUGAUCCCUGCUGAUUUUGUACGUUUGCCCACUGACAAAGACAUGAUCAGUCUAUUAUUGUAAUGGUAGGUUUAUUUGAACAGUGAGAGACAGAAUAACAACAAAAAAAUCCAGAAAAACGCAUGUCAAAAAUGUUAUCAAUUGAUUUGCAUUUUAAUGAGGGAAAUAAGUAUUUGACCCCUCUGCAAAACAUGACUUAGUACUUGGUGGCAAAACCCGUUUGGCAAUCACAGAGGUCAGACGUUUCUUGUAGUUGGCCACCAGGUUUGCACACAUCUCAGGAAGGAUUUUGUCCCACUCCUCUUUGCAGAUCUUCUCCAAGUCAUUAAGGUUUCGAGGCUGACGUUUGGCAACUCGAACCUUCAGCUCCCUCCACAGAUUUUCUAUGGGAUUAAGGUCUGGAGACUGGCUAGGCCACUCCAGGACCUUAAUGUCCUGCUUCUUGAGCCACUCCUUUGUUGCCCUGGCCGUGUGUUUUGGGUCAUUGUCAAUCUGGAAUUCCCAUCCACAACCCAUUUUCAAUGCCCUGGCUGAGGGAAGGUUCUCACCCAAGAUUUGACGGUACAUGGCCCCGUCCAUCGUCCCUUUGAUGCAGUGAAGUUGUCCUGUCCCCUUAGCAGAAAAACACCCCCAAAGCAUAAUGUUUCCACCUCCAUGUUUGACGGUGGGGAUGGUGUUCUUGGGGUCAUAGGCAGCAUUCCUCCUCCUCCAAACACGGCGAGUUGAGUUGAUGCCAAAGAGCUCGAUUUUGGUCUCAUCUGACCACAACACUUUCACCCAGUUCUCCUCUGAAUCAUUCAGAUGUUCAUUGGCAAACUUCAGACGGGCCUGUAUAUAUGCUUUCUUGAGCAGGGGGACCUUGCGGGCGCUGCAGGAUUUCAGUCCUUCACAGCGUAGUGUGUUACCAAUUGUUUUCUUGGUGACUAUGGUCCCAGCUGCCUUGAGAUCAUUGACAAGAUCCUCCCGUGUAGUUCUGGGCUGAUUCCUCACCGUUCUCAUGAUCAUUGCAACUCCACGAGGUGAGAUCUUGCAUGGAGCCCCAGGCCGAGGGAGAUUGACAGUUCUUUUGUGUUUCUUCCAUUUGCGAAUAAUCGCACCAACUGUUGUCACCUUCUCACCAAGCUGCUUGGCGAUGGUCUUGUAGCCCAUUCCAGCCUUGUGUAGGUCUACAAUCUUGUCCCUGACAUCCUUGGAGAGCUCUUUGGUCUUGGCCAUGGUGGAGAGUUUGGAAUCUGAUUGAUUGAUUGCUUCUGUGGACAGGUGUCUUUUAUACAGGUAACAAACUGAGAUUAGGAGCACUCCCUUUAAGAGUGUGCUCCUAAUCUCAGCUCGUUACCUGUAUAAAAGACACCUGGGAGCCAGAAAUCUUUCUGAUUGAGAGGGGGUCAAUUACUUAUUUCCCUCAUUAAAAUGCAAAUCAAUUUAUAACAUUUUUGACAUGCGUUUUUCUGGAUUUUUUUGUUGUUAUUCUGUCUCUCACUGUUCAAAUAAACCUACCAUUAAAAUUAUAGACUGAUCAUUUCUGGGCAGUGGGCAAACGUACAAAAUCAGCAGGGGAUCAAAUACUUUUUUCCCUCACUGUAGGUUCGGUUUGCUCCUAGCAAAACUUGUCUAGGCGAAGUGAACGUCUGUGCUCACAUACUCCCUAAAGACCUUCGCUUGAAAAAUGAGGAAAAAGCGGCAAUAUUACUAUUGUUUGUCCCUCUUGAAGCACCGUAGCAACCACAUACCCAGUAAUACUUCCUCAAAAUAGUCUGAAUUAAUCUAAGAUAAAUCAAGAAAUCUGUAAUUAAUGUGGAAAUUUUUGCCAAUGAGGUCUUAGUUGCACAAUUUCACAUCUAACUAAGAUGUUUGGUGCAGUAUUUCACAAGUGAAAAAAUGUGCAUGAAAACUAGUCGUCUCUCGUUGAACGACAAACACUUAAUUGAAGAAUCCCGUCCAUAGUUCCCAAUCUUACUAAGAGUAGUCCUGUUGACCAAUCUCCGACAAAGGGGCGUAGACUUCGGCUACCGAACUUCAACUUGCAUCUAGAAAAAAUGUAGUGUAUGCAAACAGCCAAGGAAACCCCUGCCGAACACCAAAAUGAACCAAAACGUCACAAAAAUGUGUCAUAAACUGUUUAGACUGGGAAGCAUACUGUAUGCGUCGCAGUCGAAACAGUUUGUGCAUAUAUUAUGACUACAUUUUGUGACGUUUUGGUUCAUUUUGGUCUUCAGCAGUUUUUUGGGGCUGUUCGUGCACACCAAAAAAUUUAUUGAGGCAAGUCGAUGUUCGGUAGCUGAAGUCCACGCCCCUUCGUCAGUGAUUGGUCAACAGUAUUACUGGACCAGGUACUGCUCCUAGUAGGAGUGGGAGCUAUGGACGGGAUUGUUUGUUGGCUAGUUUUAAUGCAAAUUUUUUCACUUGAGAAAUACUGCACCAAACAUUUUAGUUAGAUGUAAAAUUGCACGACUAGGACCUCCUCGGCAAAAACAUCAACAUUUAUUACAGAUUUCUUGAUUUAUCUUUAUUAUUCUAUUUUGAGGAAGUGUUACUGGGUAUGUUGUUGCUACGGUGGCUCAAGCGGGACAAAACAGUAAUAUUGAAGUUCUUCAAGCAAAGGUUGUUUCAACAGACCGAGUUCUGCUAGAAGCAAACUGAACCAAUGUAUGCGGACGCCUUUAGACUCACCAAGCCAUGCUCACCCAGUAAUACCUCUCGUCUCUCCACAGCCAGAGAGGCAACCCCCAGACCAAGCGGCAGAUCUAAUCCCACUCCGAGCCGGAGACAGCCAGCCAGAAAUAGCCCUACCCAAAGUCGAAGAGAGACGCGCAGACGCAGCCCCAGCCCCAGCCCCACUCCAAGUCGUAGAGAGCCAGCCAGAACCAGCCCUACUCCAAGUCGUAGAGAGAAGCCAGAACCAGCCCUACUCCAAGUCGUAGAGAGCCAGCCAGAACCAGCCCUACUCCAAGUCAUAGAGAGCCAGCCAGAACCAGCCCUACUCCAAGUCGUAGAGAGCCAGCCAGAACCAGCCCUACUCCAAGUCGUAGAGAGCCAGCCAGAACCAGCCCUACUCCAAGUCGUUAGAGAGCCAGCCAGAACCAGCCCUACUCCAAGUCGUAGAGAGCCAGCCAGAACCAGCCCUACUCCAAGUCGUAGAGAGCCAGCCAGAACCAGCCCUACUCCAAGUCGUAGAGAGCCAGCCAGAACCAGCCCUACUCCAAGUCGUAGAGAGCCAGCCAGAACCAGCCCUACUCCCAGCCGGAGAGAGCCAGCCAGAACCAGCCCUACUCCCAGCCGGAGAGAGACACCCAGACCAGAACCCACCCCCAGCCCUACCCCCCGUGCUGUUACCCAAGCCACCCCAGCCUCAGGAGCUUUCAGCCGGAUGGGCUCCAUAGCAAGUCUCUUCCGCUCCCAUCGACGUGCCACACCGGCAGCAGGACCAGUCAACAACAACACUGGUGGAGUUAACCCAUGUGAGUCCCUACCAGAGAGAAUGAUAGAGGCCUCUAGUGGCCAAAAGGCUGUAUUAGCAUGGGCAGCACCAUUGAGGGCUUCCACCAUUUUAACGUAGUCAACUGGGUGGGACUUCCAACUUCACUGGAGUCAUGUACAACCGGGUCAUCAGGACGGAUCAGCCAAUCGUGAAAAUGGAGAUUGCCUCAAUGGCGCUGCCCAUGCUGUCACAGACUCUUAAAUGGCACAGAUACAAGGAUGAGUCCUCUAUCUAUCUCUAUGGUCCCGACCCUCAACCCUUUAACCCCAUCAGAGGUCAUACACCCUGGUCUUACUAGCCUUUCACAAGUGUAGACACUGUAUAAUGUACCCUUGACCUUUAACCCCAUCAGAGGUCAUACACCCUGGUCUUACUAGCCUUUCUGUUUCGACAGGGGAGAUGGGUGCUCUGACUGAAUCCCAACCAGAAGUGAAUACCAGCCUCUUCCUGGAUCCGCCGACCCCUGACCCCAUCAUGAAUCAGAUGCCAGCUUUCCCUGCAUGUGAGUCAUCAUUCAUUCCUUUUCUUCAUCCUCCAAUUCUUCCUCUCUACAUCUGAGGAAAACAUAUUGCCCUAUACUUAUGGUUACCCUUGUUGUGAUCAGUGGUGUAAAGUACUUAAGUAAAAAUACUUUAAAGUACUACUUUAGUAGUUUUUUGGGGUAGCUGUACAUUACAUUUACGUCAUUUAGCAGACGCUCUUAUCCAGAGCGACUUACAAAUAGGUGCAUUCACCUUAUAGCCAGUGGGAUAACCACUUUACAAUGUUAUUUUUUUUUUUUUGAUCUGAUCUGACGGACUCACUAAAAACAUUUGCAUCUUUUAUAAAUUAUGUCUGAGUGUUGGAGUGGGCCCCUGGCUAUCUGUAAAUGUUUAAAACAAGAAAUGGUACUGUCUGCUUGGCUUAAUAUAAGGAAUUUGAAAUGAUUUAUACUUUUAGUUUUGAUACUUAAGUAUAUUUAGAACUAAAUACUUUUAGAAUACAAGUAGUAUUUUACUGGGUGACUUUCACUUUUACUUGUAUAACUUUCUAUUAAGGUAUCUACUGUAUACUUUUACUCAAGCUGGGUACUUUUUCCACCACUGGUUGUGAUCCUCUCCCCUCAUGCUGCCUCUGUCUCCUGUAGUGAGGGAGAUAGACAUCUCCAGCAUCCAGGCCCCAGAGCCCAGGAGCAGAGAGGAGUUCCUGCAGUGUGAGUAUAGAACAGCUUAACAUAUAUACAGAUGCAGGCUGUUCCAGUUAGCUCCCUACCCUGUCUCCUUGGCCCUCACCCUUCCAUGUUUGCAGAUCUGAAGGGUCUGGGUAGGUAUAAGCAGUGUAGCGUCCACCAUUUUGAUUCCAACUUUCAGAUCUGGAAACUUCAGAAAGUUAGGGCCAAAGGGAAGGAAGAGGCUCAUUAUACAGCAAAAACAGCUGACUACCAAAUCUGCAAAGACCUUAUCCCCAUACCAUAACUAUUCAUCCAUCCCUCCACUCUCCCUUCCCCCAGAUGCCUGUACCCUGACCCUAGACAUGAGGACAGCCCACCGGCGUCUGAGCCUGUCGGAGGGUAACACCAAGGCCACCCUACAGGGGGCAGGGCAGCCCUACCCAGACUGCCCCCAACGCUUCGACGGCUGGACCCAGGUGCUGUGCCAGGCCCCCCUGUCCGCCCAGCGCUGUUACUGGGAGGUGGAUUGGCGGGGGAAGGGGUCAUCCAUGGGCGUAGCUUAUGGAGCCCUGAGCAGGAAGGGGGCGGAUGCCAGGGUGGGACUUGGCUACAACGCCCAAUCAUGGAGCCUGGAGCUGUCGGAUACGUGUUGCACGGCAAUGCAUGCCAAUGAGAAGAGGGAUAUCCCGGUGACGUACUCGCCGCGUCUGGGGUUGUUCCUGGACCUCACCGCAGGCACCCUGGCGUUCUAUAGCGUGGCAGAGAGCAUGGCGCACCUGCACACGUUCCGUGCUAACUUUACACAGCCGCUGUACGCGGCCUUCGGAGUGGGUAGUGGAGUUGGUGUUGGGUUGGACUUUGGUCUGGGUCAGUUCAGCCAGACAUCCGACAGCAUCAAGAUCUGCCCCAUGUGAUGAGACCGACAACCUCUGUAUAGAUCCCCAUCUGUUAUCGCCGCUUUAUAUGAAAUCGUUUAACUUUAAUUGUUUGUUUCCUAAACAUUUACAAAAUAGCCCAAGUGCUGCACUUCUGACAAAUAGUGUGUGUGUGUGUGUGUGUGUGUGCGUGCGUGCAUGUGUGUGUGUGCGUGUGUGUGUGUGUGUGUGUACACUAGUCCAUUAGUUAUAAGACAAAUAUAAAACAGACAACCAAAUCAUUUUUCAUUUCCUUUAUUAAAACAAAAGCACCAAAAUGAUAAUCUUGGGUGUUUUAUGAAGCGUCGAGGAGAGGCGCGAGGUCUAAAACGAAUAAUGAACACUUCCAACUACACAGAGCCCAUAAGAACCUCCACCAUCACCCAUCAGCUAGAUUCAAUAGAGCCAACAGUAUGAGACAUAGAACUAUAUUCAAUAGAGCCAACAGUCUUCACCCCUCUCCUCCCACAUAGCAGAAACCCUGGUAUAA
Messenger RNA from Coregonus sp. 'balchen', 8825 nucleotides. The record is from the annotation of a GenBank genome assembly. Lineage: Eukaryota; Metazoa; Chordata; Actinopteri; Salmoniformes; Salmonidae.